AUGGGGUUUGCCAUGUCGAAAGUAAUAGUAAGAGCCGAACUGGAAAAACUUAAAAACGCUUUGAAAGAAAACAAUCUCCAAGAUCUUUCAAAACAAAUUAAUGAAGAACUGAAAUCACUAAGCAGCACCACCCUCGACAUCGCCAUCACAGGGGUGACGGGCACUGGUAAAUCAUCCCUUGUCAAUGCUCUGAGAGGUAUGGGUGAUUUUGACAAUGAUUCAGCUAAGACUGGCAACACAGAAACGAUGAAGAAGCCAGGUAAAUAUAUACAUCCCGUAUUCCCCAAUGUCACCGUGUGGGAUCUACCGGGAAUUGGGUCAUCUGAAUUCAAAGCAAAUGAAUACCUGCAGAAGACCGAUUUUGCGAAGUACGAUUUCUUCAUUAUUGUGGCUUCAGAACGCUUCACAGAAAACGACGUCCUACUCACCAAGGAAAUCCAGGAAAUGAAAAAGAAGUAUUACUUUGUGCGUUCCAAAGUAGAUCAGAGUAUACAGGCUGAAGAAAGGAACCCAGACUUCCAUAAAGAGGAAUCCCUUGAAAAGAUUAGGCAAUAUUGCUGUGAAAAUCUGAGAAAAGCCGGAGAAUCUAACCCAAGGGUUUUUCUCCUUUCCAGCUGGAACUUGAGAGGGUAUGAUUUCCCCCUCUUGCUCAACACCUUGGAAAAUGACCUCGAUAGCCUCAAGAGACAGGUUAUCAUUGAGUCAAUGCCCGCUUUCUCAAAAGAAGCCCUGGAGAAGAAAAAGGCUGCUAUGGAGGCCCUUAUAUGGAAAUUAGCCCUUGUGUCUUGUGCUAUGAUAUCCCAGUCCCAGGACUCUGCCCUUCUUGUCCCAGAACUGCAUCCUUGUGGCGACAUUUCCUUCUUGGCGGCAACAAUGAAGAAAUUCUGCCAGGUCUUUGGCUUGGAUGAAGAGUCCCUUGGCAGACUUGCACAUCGGAUCCACAAACCUAUUGAUGAGCUUAAAUCAGCUGUAAAAAUAGUGCCCUUGGCCAGCCAAAUCACCGAAGAAUUUGUACUCCAUCUGGCACUUAAGUCAGAUGCAUGCAGGGUACUGAUGGCAGUCGAAUUUGCUCUUGAUUUCAUACCUGUGUUGGGCUCUCUAGUUGGUAACGGAACUUCUUUUGCAACUACCUUCUACAUGCUGAAAAGCUUUCUGAGUGACGUCAAGGAAGAUGCUGAGAAUGUUCUGGCAAAAGCUGCAGAGUAGCAGGAUGAGUGAAAUGCCAAGACACCCAUCUGGAGAACAGAUCUGAGGUCAAUAGCAUCUGAACUUCAUGCAGAGAACAAGGAACCCAAACUGGAGAACGGAUUAUAGAUUUCAUAUUUGUGUUGGAGGCUUGGUUUUGUUUUGUUUUUUUAAGAACCACAUUCUGCAUGCUGAUAAGUUUUCGGCCAAAUCUCAAAAGCUGUUGACUGUUCAGA
Molecule: messenger RNA, 1421 nt
Organism: Gekko japonicus
Lineage: Eukaryota; Metazoa; Chordata; Lepidosauria; Squamata; Gekkonidae
Product: interferon-inducible GTPase 5-like
Exons: 1
Coding region: 1-1206 (401 amino acids)
Cellular component (GO): membrane
Molecular function (GO): GTP binding; GTPase activity
Source: RefSeq, a predicted model, not a curated record